Sardina pilchardus (European sardine) is the source of this 1332-nucleotide messenger RNA. It is a transcript of the gene asb11, whose product is annotated as ankyrin repeat and SOCS box containing 11. The transcript has 7 exons. Lineage: Eukaryota; Metazoa; Chordata; Actinopteri; Clupeiformes; Clupeidae. The record is from RefSeq and is a predicted model, not a curated record. Gene Ontology annotation, molecular function: protein binding. The coding region runs from base 29 to 910 and encodes 293 amino acids. Gene Ontology annotation, biological process: protein ubiquitination; positive regulation of protein catabolic process.
GUGUGUGAGAGAGAGAGAGAGAGAGACGAUGGCUGCUGUGCAGACUGAACUGGGCUCCUGGGGUCACUUGUGGGGCAGGGGCGUCCACGUCCACCAGCAGCGGAGAUACAACCCUCUCAUGGACGGUUUGUGGUCUGACUGGACUCCACUACAUGAAGCUGCAUUACAGGGCAGAUUGCUACUUCUGAGGAGAUUACUUUCUCAGGGGUUCAGUGUGUGUGUGAGCACAGCUAAUGGUGUGACUCCACUGCAUGAGGCCUGUGCUGGUGGCCAUUUCAGCUGUGCCAAGACCUUGCUAGAGUAUGGAGCAGAUGCGAGUGCCGUGACCAUUGACGGGGCCACUCCUCUGUAUAACGCGUGCUGCAGUGGAAACCCCGCCCUCGUCAGCCUCAUUCUGAAGCUAGGCCCCGCCCACCACCCGGCGCACCGCCUGGCCUCACCUAUUCAUGAGGCCGCCAAGAGAGGGUACAGCACCUGUGUGGAGCUGCUGCUGGCCCAUGGGGUGAACUCUGAUCUGGAGCUGGACUCUGGGACUCCUCUCUACUCUGCCUGCACAGCUCAGAGAACCGACUGCGUGCACACACUGCUGCUGCUAGGUGCUGAUGUGAAUCGUGGGCGUGGCCUGGACACUCCCCUGCAUGCUGCAGCCAGAGUGGGUGGAGUCAGUGAGGUGGCGCUGCUGCUGGAGCACGGGGCUGAUGGGAAUUGUAGGAACUCAGAGGGCAAGAGAGCCGUGGAGCUGACACCACAGCACAGCCCAGAGAGGCUCCUUCUACAGGCCGCAGGUCCCUGCUCUCUCUCCCAGCUCUCCAGGCUGUGUAUCCGCCGGUCGCUAGGGCGACUCAGACUCAACAAGACACACACACUCUACCUGCCACACACCCUUCACAACUACCUGCUCUACAGAUAACACACACCAUCAGACUCAGAUGUGUGUGUGUGUGUGUGUGUGAGAGCACACACCCGGAAAAAACAAUUAUGCUCUGUGAAUGGAACGCUUCCGCUGUGCAUCCAGUAUAGCCCAGCGAUAACAGACAGCAACACAGACACACACACACACACACACACACACACACACACACACACACACGUCACACACACGUCACACAGACACACAUCAUAUGAAACAGACCGUCCACCACCCACACACAAAUAAUGCAACUGUAUAUUUUCUAUAGAGAAUGUGCACACUGACAGUAUAUAAACAGCCAUACAACAGACUCUCACAAACACCUCUCCAACAGAAUCUAAUACUUGUACAUAAUACAAUAGUAGGCUACAUGUUUUAUGCCACUCUGCCCUCAUUCAUACACACACACACAAUGUAUAUAA